Molecule: messenger RNA, 9615 nt
Organism: Nerophis lumbriciformis (worm pipefish)
Lineage: Eukaryota; Metazoa; Chordata; Actinopteri; Syngnathiformes; Syngnathidae
Gene: gabrzb
Product: gamma-aminobutyric acid receptor subunit pi
Biological process (GO): monoatomic ion transmembrane transport
Cellular component (GO): membrane
Molecular function (GO): extracellular ligand-gated monoatomic ion channel activity; transmembrane signaling receptor activity
Source: RefSeq, a predicted model, not a curated record
CAAAUUCAGCAAGUGUUGUCUUUACAAGAACCUUUGCAGCAGGACGGACGCGCACAAGAGGAGCGGUCUUCUCUUACGGAUUGCGCACAUUUGGUCUCGAGGAUGCGCUGAUAUGUGAGACCUUUAACGUCGGCAGCUUCAGUUAAAAUCUACCAAGCCUCUCCACUUCCUCUGCAGCCAUGGGUCCAUUUGCAUCUGCAGGGACCCUCUUGUCCGUCCUCCUCAUUAGCAGGUUGUUAGAGAACACCAUGCUCAAUGCAGAAGUGAAGGAAGGAGAAAUUUUGCCUCCAACCAUUCAGAAGUUGAUGAAAGGAUACAACAAGUACCUGAGGCCUUUUUUUGAGAAUGGUCCUGUUACCGUUGGUAUGAGCUUGGACAUUGCCAGCAUUGAUACCAUUUCAGAGAUCAACAUGGACUACACAGCCACUAUAUUCCUCCGGCAGCGCUGGACAGAUGAGCGUUUGGUUUUUGAAGGCAACAAGAGUCUGAGCCUCGACGGACGGCUCGUGGAGCUCCUCUGGGUCCCCGACACCUUCAUCGUGGACUCCAAGAAGUCUUUUCUUCAUGACAUCACCGUGGAAAAUAGACUGAUCCGCAUCUUCCCAAAUGGAACCGUCCUUUACGCACUGAGGAUUACCACCACUGUGGCCUGUAACAUGGAUCUGACAAAGUACCCGAUGGACAAGCAGACCUGCACACUCCAACUGGAGAGCUGGGGUUACAAUAUCAACGAUGUCAUGUUCUACUGGACCAGAGGAAAUGAGUCUGUCAGCGGCCUAGACACUCUGCAGCUGGCUCAGUACACAGUGGAGGACCACUACACCUCUGUGUCAGAGGCCAUCUAUGAAACUGGUCACUACCCAAAGCUGGUAUUCCACUUUGAACUAAAGAGGAGCAUCCUGUACUUUAUCCUGGAGACAUAUGUCCCUUCAAGCCUGCUGGUGGUCCUUUCAUGGGUCUCCUUCUGGAUAUCCCUGUCCUCUGUUCCAGCCCGGAUUUGUAUAGGAGUGACCACAGUGUUGACCAUGACCACUCUGAUGAUGGGGGCCCGCACUUCACUGCCCAACGCCAACUGCUUCAUCAAAGCUAUCGAUGUGUACUUGGGAAUCUGCUUCAGUUUUAUCUUUGGGGCCCUCAUAGAGUACGCUGUAGCCCACUUCUGCACCCUCACUUACAGUGACACGCACAUGCUCAUGUACGGCCAUCAAAUGCACAGCCUGGAUGAUGACAUGAACGGCAUCGUCACCACCAUCUCCACCCACCGCACCAACAGACGCAAGGAGCCCGACACAAGUCCUGCCCCUGCUCCCGCCUCCACCGAAUUGGCCGUCAGCCCGUCGAGCCCGACAGGCAGCGAGCCCAAGCCUGAAGUGUCGCCCCCAGAACCCACCCACUGGUGCUUCACAGUUUUGGCCACCCUUCGAAAAGUCCUUAGUUUCAUAAGCUGCUGUCAUAUAAAGAACCCACAUCACAUAGACAACUAUUCCAGAGUCACCUUUCCAUUGUCUUUUGUUAUGGUUAACCUUCUUUACUGGACAUAUUAUCUGUACUUUUAGUAUCUAUACCAGUAUUUAUUUGACCUUAAAUAUUUCUGUGUUUAUGUUUGGGUUUAUGAGAAGGAAAGAGUUAAUGCCUUCAUAGCCUAAACUACUGUUUUAAUAUGUGAGCACAUACUUGAAGUUUGGAUUCGUAGCUGUUUCAGCCUCCUCAGUGCAAACUGGUGAGGUUUCAUAAACUCAGCAAUGCUUCCAAGGAUAUGCAUAUUUAUCACCGUAGCACAAUUAUUGCAACUAUGUCUCUGCUCAGGUUAGCGGAUAACACGGAGAAGAUAGUAAUUUAUGACUUGAUGGCCAAAAUGUCCAGGGGCGCUGAGUGAGGACAAAUGGUCGUUUCUCUUUUAGUCUCGCUUGUGAUGGAUUGAUACGGUAUUAGUUUUCUCUCUCUGCCUGGAGGAAAAAGUUUGGAGUGAAAUAGGAACACAUGCCGAGUCAGUGAGUGGAAAAAGAGGAGAAAUGGUGGAUGUCAGUGAUGAUGGAAGCGUUUGGAAAAACUAUAAAACCUUGUUUGUUUUCUUCUAUGACAGCCAAUAGCAUACAAUAUUUUAUAAAAAAUCCCUGAUAUUAUUCAUAACAUAUAUCAAGUACAUUAUUUCAUAAUAUUAUUGUUGAAAUGAAAUUAUGGUAUAUAAUUGAGACAAUGGUGAAAGCAUUGAUCAUCUCCUCUGCAUGGAUUGAUAAUGAAUAGUACCGUCAUAUGUAACACCUUUUAGCUGCUGUGAAAAUUCCAAGCAGUUCAUUAUCAGAUGUAUGCAUACAAGAUACACAAAUGUAAUGCUUCUUACACUUACAUAUUCUUCUGAUCUAUGGCUGCUUUUUUUCUUGGAAUAUUUUCAUUGGAGUCACAUUGGUAAUGUACUCACUUGUAAAUGCUAUUUCGUAAGUAACAGUUUUAUGUAUCUCAAAGUGAUCGCUAGUAUUGUUUUUAAAGAAACUAUAUUGCUGCUUGACUUCUUUUUAAAUAUGUAAAUUAUUUCAUGUGAUGUAGUUGAGGAAGUUAUUUUUGUAACGAACAUUUUGGUCAUUUUAUGUUCUGUGUAAAUUGUAUGAACAAAUCAUUUCCAGUAUUACAUUGUUUUUAUUAUUUGCAAGGAUGUUUCCCUCAAACUCCUAAAUUACUAUUUUUGGGGGAUUUUGGUUCACAUUAAGUCCCUUUCAAACCAAAUAGUCUCUUAAAAGAAAGCAUCUAAGAACGAAAACAGAUGCAGUGUAGCAAUAUAUUAAUUUGAAGGACAUACAAAGAAAUGUUUACAGUGAUACAUGAACCAAACAUAGCUGAGUAUUGAAUGAGAACUGCCACUUUAAGGGGGAACUGCUCUUUUUAUUUUUUAUGUUUGUCCUUAUUCACAAUCCUUGUGUGAGGCAAGAACACACACGCGCUUUUCUGUGAAUUAUACCAGUGACGUGCGGUGAGUUUCAUGACUGGUGAGGCACUGACUUCAUCACAGUCAGAUUUACAAACAUAUGAACCCUAAAGAGUAUCUUUUUCACCAUUUGAUUGGCAGCAGUUAACGGGUUAUAUUUAAAAGCUCAUACCAGCAUUCUUCCCUGCUUGGCACUCAGCAUCAAGGGUUGGAAUUGGGGGUUAAAUCACCAACAAGUAUUCCCGGGCGCGGCGCCGCUGCUGCCCACUGCUCCCCUCACAUCCCAGGGGGUGAGCAAGAAGAUGGGUCAAAUGCAGAGGACAAAUUUCACCACACCUAGUGUGUGUGUGACACUCAUUGGUACUUUAACUUAACUUUAACUUUACACAUACAAACUGUAGCACACAAAAAAGCACAUUUACCUGCCUCUAGUGACCGCACGUCACUGAAUUAUACAUAGUGAAAAACUGCUAGUAAGAGGCAGCUAACAAUGCAGGUAAUGUGGAUGUGAUCUAUUCCAUCUAUAAAGCCCUCUAAAACCAUCCAACACAGUUUUAUAUACAUGCUAUGAGCAUGUAUGUAAUAUAAUAGCGAGCACAUUCAUGAUAACAUGUAACAUUUACAGCACUUUGGUUUGCAACUUCUUUCCUGGGCGCAUAGUUAGGAACACUUCCGUUGCUCUGUGACACCGCAACAUAGAAAGCACUUUGAGUGUUUGCUACCGCUUUGGGAGAGCCAUCCUGCAUUAUCAUGUAGCCCUAUUGUUAAGUAGUUCAAAUAAAAAGUUAAAACAGUGAUUUACUGCUUUACAGGGAGGCGGACUGAUAGGAUAUUGUAUUGUUCAGCACUUUUUCUCUUCUUGAAAUGCUAAAUUCAGAAUAAUCCUCAAAUAAAACUAAUUCCUACACUGCAAAAAGUCAGUGUUCAAAAACAAGAAAAAAAAAUACAAAAAUUAUGGGUAUUUUAUUUGAACUAAGCAAAAUCUGCCAAUAGAACAAGAAAAUUUGGCUUGUCAAGAUUUUACAAAACAAGUAAAAUUAGCUAACCUCAAUGAACCCAAAAAUACCUUAAAAUAAGUAUAUUCUCACUAAUAACAACUGUACUACUAUAUGAGUACGUAUUUUCUAUUGUUUCAUUGAAAAUAAAACAGCAAAGUCCAUUUGGCUGUCAUCUGUUUUAAUUAUGAGACACAAUUGUGUCAAAGUCAUGAUUUUUUUUUUCAGCUUGAAGUAAGAAAUUAGUACUUUAAAAAAGUAGUUUUAUAUUUGUGAGUGUUGAUGACACAGCUUUGCAACAGUUGAUAUUCUAGUUUCAAGCAUGUUUUACUCAAUAUAGGUCAUCAAAUCUCAGCAACAAGCUGUAAUAUCUUACUGAGAUGAUUUAGGACCAAAACACUUAAAACAAGUAAAACACUAACAUAAAAUCUGCUUAAUGAGAAGAAGUAUCUUAUCAGACAGAACAUAAGCAAAUAUCACCCUUAUUUGAGAUAUUUAAUCUUACUUAGAUUUCAGUUUUUGCAGUGUAGCGAUGUUGCGAUGGUCUUAUGCUGUGUUCCAUUUGUUGGGAGAAAAUAGCUAGAGCAUCAAGUUGGUAGCGUGUGGAUUUCCCAUGUUGACCAACUUCUCAGCUUGGUGCCGCAACCUUCUACUAUACAGGUGAUAGAGUCAUGAUUUAUAACCUAGCAUAACUUUUACUAAGGCAGCAACAGCUCAAGCUCCUUAUUUUUCUUCUUUCUUUCAUGGCGGGUCACUACCAAUGUUAUUAGCAGCUCAAGCUAGCUAGUAGCUGGCUACUCGCUAGUGGUCGGAGGAGCAUGUGUGAGCAACGUAAUGUGUCAAUACGGCAGAAAAGUAGUUAGCGCUUACUAUAAAAAUGUUGCUAUAGCUUGGUUAAUUUGCAGGUCACGGCAUGUAACUCAAACGUUGUUGGCGGUUUUUGGAGCGGAGUAGAUGAAUCCCAUUACCUCCAUUGUUGGCAGCCUCGUACAAGCAUUUUUUUAGUAUUUUAAAUGCACGAAAAGAGAAAGAUGUGUCUUGUCCCACAUAAGGAUUGUGGAUGAUGGCCAAGAUCCCCCAAAAAAACAGUUUUCCUUAAACGGGAUGUAGUCUGUUUGCUAUCUUCCAGUGAAGCAGCAACACUGGCAACUAAUGAUGUGUACCAAAGAUUAGAAGAGUUGUGCAUUUUCUGAUGAUCGCAUGUUGUCAGUGAACAUUUCAUAUUUCAGACAACAGGACGAAGCUGCUUGUUGAUUUAUUGUUGCCUCAUUCAGUCUUUUUUAACAUUUACUCACAGUGAAAUUACUGAGGUGAUUACUGAGAACAUAAUUCAUUGCCUUUUGUAACUAUUUCAUCUGCGUCGUUUCACUGUUUUCAAACUACUUUUGUAUUGAUGGCGUCAAAACUGACAAACUAUUUCCUUGAUGGCUUCUUCCUGCAUGCUUCUCGAUGUAUAACUUUUGUUUGUGGUUUGUUUGGGUUUUACUGCGAAUGAAAAUAACUAACCCGAUGCUUUGAUUGUCAAUUAUGCCUCUCCUUAGACCAGUGGUUCUUAACCUGGGUUCGAUCGAACCCUAGGGGUUCGGUGAGUCGGGAUCAGGGGUUCGGCGGAGGUCAAAACACACCCGACUCAUCGUGUAAAUAAAAACUUCUCCCUAUCAGCGUAUUACAGAUACGACAACAGCAGAAGUAAGACUGAUUUGCAGGUGUGUAAUUUGUUAUGAGUUUAUGCACUGUGUUGGUUUUGUUCUUUGAACAAGGUGAUGUUCAUGCACGGUUCAUUUUGUGCACCAGUAAAAAAAACAUGGUAACGCUUUAGUUUGGGGAACAUAUUCACCAUUAAUUAGUUGCUUAUUAGCAUGCAAAUGAGUAACAUAUUGGCUCUUAACUAAUCAUUAUUAAGUACUUAUUAAUGCCUUAUUCGGCAUGGCCUUAUUAUAACCCUACCCCUCUAACCCUGGGCCUGACCCUCUAACCCAGUGGUUCUCAAAUGGGGUACGCGUACCCCUGGUGGUACUUGAAGGUAUGGCGAAAAAUACGGUACGUUAGAUUUUUUUUAAAUAUUCUAAAAAAUAGCAACAAUUCAAAAAUCCUUUAUAAAUAUAUUUAUUGAAUAAUACUUCAACAAAAUAUGAAUGUAAGUUCAUAAACUCAGUGAAGCACAAGCUCAGGUUUCUCACUAAAAUGCCUGUCAAAAUGAACUGUGAAAAGAAAUGCAACAAUGCAAUAUUCAGUGUUGACAGUUAGAUUUUUUUGUGGACAUGUUCCAUAAAUAUUGAUGUUAAAGAUUUCUUUUUUUGUGAAUAAAUGUUUAGAAAUAAGUUCAUGAAUCCAGAUGGAUCUCUAUUACAAUCCUCAAAGAGGGCACUUUAAGUUGAUGAUUACUUCUAUGUGUAGAAAUCUUUAUUUAUAAUUGAAUCACUUGUUUAUUUUUCAACAAGUUUUUAUUUAUUUUUCUAUCUUUUUUUCCAAAUAGUUCAAGAAAGACCACUACAAAUGAGCAAUAUUUUGCACUGUUAUACAAUUUAAUAAAUUGUAUAACAAAUGCUUUGCUCUGAUUAGGGGGUACUUGAAUUAAAAAAAUGAUCACAGGGGGUACAUCACUGAAAAAAGGUUGAGAACCACUGCUCUAACCCUAACCCUAACCAAAUAACUCUAAAUUAAGUCUUUGUUACUUAGAAUAUGUUCCCCUAGUGUCCAACAAACUCUAAAUUAAGUCUGUGUUGCUUAGAAUAUGUUCCCCAUAUUAAAGUGUUACCAAAAACAUAUAACUUUGUCUUGAAUUUGAAUAAAACCCACAUUUUAUUUUUCACUAAAGAAGGGUUCGGUGAAUGCGCAUAUGAAACUGGUGGGCUUCGGUACCUCCAACAAGGUUAAGAACCACUGCCUUAGAUCAAAAGGCCGGGCUCUUCAAGGUUCUGUUGUAACGUAUCAAUAGGAAGCACUGACAGAUUGAAGAUUUUACAUAAACCAUUUGAGAGAUAAUCUUCCAGUUAAGUAACGGUUGCAAAAGUAAUUAAUGUUGUAAAAAAUAUGCAAAAUAAACCUGGCUUCUAAAGACAAAACUUUGAAAAGUGCAUGAUGAAAAGUCACGGACAAAUGAUUCUUCCGACCAUGUCUUUAUAGUUUUGACUUUCAUCAAAAUUGCCAGAAAAAAAAAAAAAAAUCAUCAAAUGUGGACAAUAGAUAAUGUUGGACAUUUUUUUUAGAGAUGGACUGAACCAUUUUCCCUAUCAUGUUGUAGGACGUGUGAAAAAAUACCUCAUGUUAUGUUGGCGACCACCUGGGACGUCUUCGUGUGACUUGUAUUAAUAUUGUAGCACAAUAAUGAUUUAGAUAUUGUUCUGCUCAACCUGUACUUGUAAAUAAAUCCUGCUGAUAUGCAUGUUGAUUGUAAAUAAAUGACAGCAAUAAAAUCAUUCAAGUCAGUGGCGUGCGGUCAGGUACUGGUGAGGCACUGACAUUUUUGACUCUUGUCUACUAAUAAAUAUUAAUACAGAUUGCACAUUAGAAGGAUAACAAAAUUGAAGAAAAUAAUCUGCCAUUUCCGAUGAUCCACCUGUGAGAUUGGACUAUUCCAAACACAUGUAUUAACUGUAAAUUGUUCACUUUGUUUAUGUUGAGUGCUAUUGACAGGUUUAACAACAUCAACACAAUAUGUAAACUAGUUCCAGUUUCUCUUUUAUGGCAUACAAUUGAGCAAAAAAAAGGCAAUAAGGGAAGUAUAUCUAUAUCACGCUUUGUCUCUUGAGACUUAAAGCGCUUCUCAUUGUGAAACCCAUCUUUUAAGCUACUUUUAAACCAAUGUGUUUGGCACCGGGAGCAAGGUGAGUAACGUUGCGUAAGGACACAACAACAGUAACUAGGAUGGCGAAGGCUGGAAUCGAACCUGUAACCCUCUAUAUGCUAACGCAGCCGCUCUAUCAUCUGAGCUACGCUGCGAUAUUACGCAAUAACCGAACAAAAGCAAACACUACUACGUACUACUCGUUUAAAUCCUUUGGUUUUUGCCCUCAAAUUCCUCCUGUUUCCAGGGAAUUAUUCCGUGAAUUUGUAAACAUUAACAAAAACAACAAAAAAUUAUUUUGAGAGAAUAAAAAUAUCGAUGUAAUCACUCUGGUAUAGAUCAUAUACUGAUACUACACCAUCAAUCAAUCAAUCAAUGUUUAUUUAUAUAGCCCUAAAUCACAAGUGUCUCAAAGGGCUGCACAAGCCACAACGACAUCCUCGGUUCAGAUCCCACAUCAGGGCAAGGAAAAACUCAAUCCAGUGGGAUGACAAUGAGAAACCUUGGAGAGGACCGCAGAUUUAUGAUCCACCCUACUCUUUUGUGUUGUGUACUGACUAUGACAAUUAGAUUAGAUUAGUUUAUUUCAAAUGGGACAAUGCAAUGUCGUAAAAACACAUGACUACACAUGGUUAAAAAAGCCAGAAUUAGCCAGAAGGCUAGUUUUCAUCUGUAGCCAUGAUGUAAAAAAGCAGUAAAAUUACAAUUUAAAAGAAAAAGAAAAGAAAGAGAGAGAGAGAGAAAGAAAAAAAGCACACAAUACAUAUAAUAUAUGAUAAAAAAUAAAAAACAACAUAACAUUUAUCUUAGUAUUAAAACAGGCUCAUCUUUUAGUGCUGGCAGCUGUAGGCCUUGAUAAGCCACAUUUAAAUUUUUUUUGUGAAGGCCUUGUAAAUUGUGACCAGUUUAACCUCCUCAGGUACUGAGUUCCACAGAUGUGCCCUCCUUACUGACCAGGCCGACUUACUGAAAGUGCUCCUGCGCAGAGGAAUAUAACAGUCACCUCUGACAGAGCCUCGAGUGACACUCUCACAAUGCUGACACAUCAAUAGAUGAUGUGAAUAUAUCCUCUCUUUAGACCAGGCCUGGGCAAUUAUUUUGACUCGGGGGCUAAAUUUAGAGGGAAAAAUGUGUCUGGGGGCCGGUAUAUCUGAUUUUUAGGAACACUAAUUCAAAACCUCACAAUAAUGUCUGAAUGCUAAAAACAUUAUGACAGACCACCUUAAAAAACGGAAUGGCAUUUAACAUUUUUUGACUGAAUGAGACACCCAGAAAGUACAUGAAAAUAUUGAAUGAAUUUACAAUAUUAACUAUGAAGGAUAAAACACUGAAUAUUGACAACAUAUGAACGUCACACCCCCUCUCCAUCCACAUAUUCUACAACCAAGCGAAACGCAACAAAAAUAUAGAUGCAAAGGGUAAAAGACAAAACUGAAAAAAUUUGCUCCUGGCUUGCUGUAUGUGUACUUCAUACUGAUACUUAAAGGGGAACUGCACUUUUGUUUGUAAUUUUGCCGACCCGUCAAUCAUUAUGAGAAACAAGAAAGCAGGAAGAUGCGGCUAAUGGGAGUCACCGUUGUAGCCUUCAAAGCCUUCUAAAACAACUUCAAAACCCUCCAUUAACGUUUUGUUUACACACUGCAUGUCUAUAUAUAAUUUAGUAACAAUCAAGUUCAUAACAAUAUGUUAUAUGUUCAAUAUUUAACGUAUUUUGGUAAUUUUAAGAAUUCCCAGAACUGAUUUCCUCAGCUCAUUUAUUUCUGUUUCCAUAGCAGCACACUUCCGGCAACAACUUGUGUUCCUACUUCUGGAUUCAAACACAAGUGUUUAAUUUGACCUGCUGUUGUACUCUGUCUCAAAGUGUUAACAUGUGCUCAAUGUUUCCUUACCAUUAUUGCUAUGUUGUCUAUUAC